Sorex fumeus (smoky shrew) is the source of this 1136-nucleotide messenger RNA. RefSeq names its product COP9 signalosome subunit 6 (gene COPS6). Gene Ontology annotation, biological process: protein deneddylation. The record is from RefSeq and is a predicted model, not a curated record. Bases 59 to 1027 code for a protein of 322 amino acids. Gene Ontology annotation, cellular component: COP9 signalosome. Gene Ontology annotation, molecular function: metallopeptidase activity; protein binding. Lineage: Eukaryota; Metazoa; Chordata; Mammalia; Eulipotyphla; Soricidae. The transcript is spliced from 10 exons.
GCGGCGGCGGCCGGAAGCGCGCGAGGGGGCGGGGCCGAGGCCGGCGGGCGCGGGGAAAAUGGCGGCGGCGGCGGCGAACGGGACCGGCGGGAGCAGCGGGAUGGAGGUGGAUGCGGCAGUGGUCCCCAGCGUGAUGGCCUCCGGGGUGACGGGCAGCGUCUCGGUGGCCCUGCACCCGCUCGUCAUCCUCAACAUCUCGGACCACUGGAUCCGCAUGCGCUCGCAGGAGGGCCGGCCCGUGCAGGUGAUCGGGGCGCUGAUCGGGAAGCAGGAGGGCCGGAAUAUCGAGGUGAUGAACUCCUUUGAGCUGCUGUCCCACACCGUGGAGGAGAAGAUCAUCAUCGACAAGGAAUAUUAUUACACCAAGGAGGAGCAGUUUAAACAGGUCUUCAAGGAGCUGGAGUUUCUGGGCUGGUAUACCACGGGAGGCCCGCCCGACCCCUCCGACAUCCACGUCCACAAGCAGGUGUGUGAGAUCAUCGAGAGCCCACUGUUCCUCAAGCUGAACCCCAUGACCAAGCACACGGAUCUGCCCGUGAGUGUGUUCGAGUCGGUCAUUGACAUCAUCAAUGGAGAGGCCACCAUGCUGUUUGCAGAGUUGACCUACACUCUGGCCACCGAGGAGGCGGAGCGUAUUGGGGUGGACCAUGUGGCACGGAUGACAGCCACAGGCAGUGGCGAGAAUUCCACGGUGGCCGAGCACCUGAUUGCACAGCACAGUGCCAUUAAGAUGCUGCACAGCCGUGUCAAACUAAUCCUGGAGUACGUCAAGGCCUCAGAAGCAGGCGAGGUCCCCUUUAACCAUGAGAUCCUGCGGGAGGCUUAUGCGCUGUGCCACUGCCUCCCGGUACUCAGCACCGACAAGUUCAAGACAGAUUUUUAUGACCAAUGCAACGAUGUGGGGCUCAUGGCCUACCUUGGCACCAUCACCAAAACGUGCAACACCAUGAACCAGUUCGUGAACAAGUUCAACGUCCUAUACGACCGACAAGGCAUUGGCAGACGGAUGCGGGGUCUCUUCUUCUGAGGCUACUUGAAGGAUGGUGCCUGGGGUGUGGACAGCUGGCCCAGAGGGAUAGGGUAACUUCCUCUAGAGAAACCUGUGUAUUAAUAAAGGGAAACAGCCCCAGCACCCC